AUGGACCAAGCUCUCACUGUGGCUGCACAGGGUCUGAACUGCAACAAUAGGCCAGAUGCCCCCUACUCCCGCAGCACCCCGAGGGACACGGUCGAAUCUGGGACAACAUACAUCUUUGGCAAAGGUGGAGGCCUCAUUACUUUCAAUUGGCCAGCCAAUGAGAGACCAAGCACAAGGACGGACAGGCUGACUGUUGGCUUCAGCACCUCCCUGAAAGAUGGCAUCCUGGUCAGAAUUGACAGUGCACCUGGUCUAGGGGACUACCUCAUGCUGCACAUACAACAAGGCAAAAUUGGAGUGACCUUCAACAUUGGCACAGUGGAUAUCAGUGUGCAGGAAAGCAGCACCCCAGUGAAUGAUGGGAAGUAUCACGUUGUCCGUUUCACCAGAAAUGGUGGGAAUGCUACACUGCAGGUGGAUAACUGGUCCAUUAAUGAAUACUUCCCACCAGGGAACAGCGACAUUGAACGGUAUCAAAUGGCCAAUAAGAAAAUUCCUUUCAAAUUUGUCCGACCAGUAGAAGAAUGGCUACAAGAGAAAGGGCGGAAGUUAACAAUUUUCAACACUCAAGCAACAGUCGCAAUUGGUGGUAGUGAUCGUGGCCGACCCUUUCAGGGUCAACUGUCGGGCCUUUAUUACAAUGGCCUAAAGGUGUUGAACAUGGCAGCUGAAGGCAACCCUAACAUCAAGAUUAAUGGCAGUGUAAGGUUGGUAGGCGAUGUGCCUAGUGUGGCAGGUUCAGCCAGGACCACAGCCAUGUCUCCAGAGAUGACUACUACCUUCAUUGAGACAACUACCAUGAUGUCUACUACUACCACAAGGAAACACAGAUCUUCCUCAACUAUACAGCACGCAGAAGACAUGGUGUCAUCUGCAGAGUGUUCAAGCGAUGAUGAAGAUCUGGAGGAGUGUGAAACUAGCCAAACAGGUGGGCUAGGAGAUGAGUUAGUCAUCAGAAUACUUGAGGAUCCAUUAGCGCACCCCUCUGUAGCUCCUCGUGCACCCUUCAUUCCCACUCCCUCAACCCACCACCCACUCCUUACCAUUAUUGAGACCACCAAAGAGUCCCUGUCCAAGGCCACUGAGGCGGGGGUACCUUGCUUGUCGGACCGAGGCAGCGAUGAUUGUGAUGAUGAUGGCUUGGUGAUAUCGGGGUAUGGCUCUGGGAAAGCGUUCAAGUCUAACCUGCCACCUACUGACGAUGAAGAUUUUUACUCAACCUUCUCCUUGGUAACAGAUAAGACCUUGUCCACGUCAGGCUUUCAAGGUGACUACAAAGCAAAUGCACCCAAGACUUUUAUACCUAACAAACCUUCCAUCUCCAGACGCAGUAGGACUACCACUACCACCAUAGCACUAACCGCAGACCAGAGCCGCACCACCACCACCUCUGCCUCCACCGCAGCCCUCCACAAUGCUCCGGCCAAACAGCCGGCUGGCAAAAUGAAUAACCGCGAGCUAAAACCCCAGCCCGACCUAGUGUUGCUUCCAUUGCCCACAUCCUUUGAGGUAGACAGCACCAAGCUGAGGGGCCCAUUAAUAACCUCCCCAAUGUUCCAUAAUAUACCCACAGCACUUCCCACAGAGCCAGGCGUCAGGCGAGUUCCAGGGCCCUCGGAAGUGGUCCGUGAAUCUAGCAGCACCACCGGGAUGGUCAUCGGAAUAGUGGCGGCCGCUGCCCUGUGCAUCCUCAUCCUCCUGUAUGCCAUGUAUAAGUACAGGAACAGGGAUGAAGGCUCCUACCAGGUGGACGAGAGCAGGAACUACAUAACCAACUCAGCUGUGCAGAGCAAUGGCGCUGUCAUGAAGGACAAACAGCAGAGCUUGAAAGGCAGUAACAAGAGACAGAAAAAUAAGGAUAAGGAGUAUUAUGUGUGACUGUGAGACUUUCAUGUACAUGAGAGAGCGAAGAAAGAGAGCACUAAGAGAACAUUUACUUAUCAGUUUCCUUGUAAGGAGCUAUGACAAAUGAUGGUAUAAUAUGGAACUUGAAAAUUCUUAUACUGUGCUGAGUAGUUGAACUGAUGAUAUGUACUGUAACAUAAAGCACACUUACUAUUAAGCAAAAGCUUAAUGACAAGGUUAAAUAGCAACUUUAGAGAUCUUACUCUUCUAUCUGGUCAGACAUUAUCAGUAUAGAAAUACUUCACAGCAUCAUUCUCCUAAGUGACUUUUAGAGCUAUGUGAUCCUAGGCAUUAAACAAUUUUUUGUGAAAUUGUUAAUUACAAACGGCUCAUAAUCUUAUACAUUUUCAGCAUGUAAACAACAUGUAGUGCUUAACAAGAGGGGGUCAGGCACACAAUCAUUGUAAAAGUAAAGGACUCUUAUAUCAAAAUAUUACAAAUUUUUAUGGUUUAUAAAUAAGUGCGGUGUCUUACCUAUUUUUGCUUUAAGCAAAAGAAAAACAAACAAAAAGAACAGCAAGAAAAGACAACUAUUUCUGUGUAUAAAAUGAAACCAAGUGAGAAAAUGGAAAGGGCAGCUCUCAUAGCAUCUGUUUGCCCUGGCAUCGAAUUCACCACAAUUAUUCUCAUUGUCUGACUGACACAGUGACUCGCUUUGUUGGAAGAAUUUGCCGGUUCUCUUGGUAAGAAAUGACUGAUUGUAAAAUGCAUGCCAUCCUGAUUCUGCAGUAAAGUACGGUAUAGUAGAAGUCCAGUAUACAGUGUUCAACUUGGACCAUGUUCUCUUUAAUGCAAAAACCAAUACUUCAUCAUCAGAUUGGGACUUCCCCUCUUUUUUGAACCCCUGAAAAACGUCAACUGCGGAAAAAAUCUGCUAAAGGUCUAAU
Molecule: messenger RNA, 2792 nt
Organism: Archocentrus centrarchus (flier cichlid)
Lineage: Eukaryota; Metazoa; Chordata; Actinopteri; Cichliformes; Cichlidae
Product: neurexin-3a-beta-like
Source: RefSeq, a predicted model, not a curated record